Dermacentor albipictus is the source of this 1155-nucleotide messenger RNA. RefSeq names its product putative nuclease HARBI1. NCBI's taxonomy places the organism in Eukaryota, Metazoa, Arthropoda, Arachnida, Ixodida, Ixodidae. The record is from RefSeq and is a predicted model, not a curated record.
AUGGCUGCUCCUAUCGUCGCGCCUUUGGAGUCGCUCGGGCAGCCUUGGCAACGCACCUUUCGGGACGCAUUUGACGAGCUUACCGAGGAAGAGUUCCGCGACCACUUCAGGCUCUCGAAGAGCACUGUGCGCUGGCUCUGCGAGCAACUGGAAGACGCCAUGGGUGGCCUUCGGACCGGUGGCAUCACGACGCAAGACAGGGUGCUUUGUGCUCUCCGUUUCUUCGCGACGGGGAGCUUCCAAAGAUCCAUCGGCAGCGAAGAAUUCGUAUCCAUGGAGCAAGCUUCCGGCUGGGUGAGCUUCCCGUUGACAACGGCCGGAAAGGCUACUGCAAAGGCGGCCUUUGCGGAUCGGGGCCGCAUUCCCGGUGUAGUGGCCUGUGUCGACAGGACACUCAUAGCGAUCAAACAGCCCGAAGGACUCAGCCCGGGCGAGACCGCGGGCUUCAUGUCAACAAAAGGCUUCUACGCCUUGAAUACCAUGAUCGUGUGUGAUGCCCACAUGCGCAUCGUGGACAUCGAUCCCCGUUUCCCCGGAUCGUGCCAUGACUCCUACGUGUGGAGGCGCUCACCACUGUUAGGCCGCCUCACACGUAACCUGCGACGUGGAGAAUGGGUGCUUGGAGACUCAGGCUACCCUCUUGAGCCAUGGCUGCUGACACCUGUGCCAGGACAUCCAGGCAUUGACACUUCGGAUGGGCGCUACAACCAGGCCCAUGCCUUGUGGAGAGGCAUGGGCCUGGUUGUGGAGAGGGGUAACGUUGUGGAGAGGGGUAUUGGCGUCUUGAAGGCAAGGUUCCGGUGCCUUCAAAGGUACCGGACACUCCUUUAUGAGCCCAAGGAUGCAGCCACAAUCGUGGCAGCCUGCGCCGCUCUCCACAACAUUGCUUUGAAGGCAGGGGAGCCGGAGCUGCAGGACAGUGAUGAGGAGGCCGAUGACAACCAGCCACCGCUGCAUCAGGGCUUGCCUGUGUCUCAAGGGUACCACACCUGCCGGCAAGGAACGCCCAGAGAGCUGCUGAUGAGGGCAAAGCAGAUGAGGAGCCAGGUUGUCAACCUGUUCUCUGCGGCCCCUAGCUGGCGUACCACUCACCUGCAUAUGCUGCAUCGUCGGCUGAGGCAACAACAGCAGGCUCGUCGCGCGGCUCAACCGUAA